Messenger RNA from Schizosaccharomyces cryophilus OY26, 2485 nucleotides. Its product is annotated as ran GDP/GTP exchange factor. The record is from RefSeq and is a predicted model, not a curated record. Gene Ontology annotation, cellular component: cytoplasm. NCBI's taxonomy places the organism in Eukaryota, Fungi, Ascomycota, Schizosaccharomycetes, Schizosaccharomycetales, Schizosaccharomycetaceae. The coding region runs from base 736 to 2391 and encodes 551 amino acids. The transcript has 3 exons. Gene Ontology annotation, molecular function: guanyl-nucleotide exchange factor activity.
GGAACAAGAAGCAAUUCUUGUUUUUAUUUAAAGAAGUCAAUUUUAUUUUCAAAUAUGAUUCCUUUAUGGUUCCUUCUGAUUCUCGUUUUCUUUUUGAAAGACGCUUUUCACUAGCCAUGCAUGAUCUGCGAGGUCAACUUUCGGAACCGUAUUAUUACUGUAAGUAGCGAUUAGUAUUGUCUUAAAAAAGUCUCCUCGCGAAGCUAGAAAACCUAGAAUUCUUUUCGAACAGAUACAAGUCCUCACAUAUCGUUUGCUAGAUCGCAUUGGUUUUGGCGUUUCUUUAAAAACAUCUUUGAGUUUUUCUUUCCAUGAAAAAGAAAGCAAGAAUGAGUGCCACUAAAACGCGAGAGCACGCCAAUUGGGAUUGCCAUGUUUCUACUACCAACACAAAAAUGUACAAAAUGAAACGAACCUUGAACAAUAUUGCUACUCAUCUCAUUCACUACCACGAUAAUUAACACGCUCUUUCUCCUGCUUCUUAGUUGACAAUCCUUGCUACUUUUUGUUCAUCCUAAUACGAUAUUUUGGUUUGUUUACAUUUUAGCGCAUCGCUAAAAGUACGCUAUGUGGAUUAGUGAGCGGUGAGCUCCUUUGCAUGAUUUCAUUAUUUGGGACAAAACAUUUCGACCUAAAUCAAAACGUGAAAAAAAGCAGAAUUUUGUGGAUUGCUCCUUUUCCUUCUUUAAGCAAUAAAAAUCUCUUAGAGUUCUUGCUGGAGCGAAUUUUUUCAAAAUGUCACAAACUAGAGUUACUAGAAGGUCACAGAGACAACAGGAAGCCUUGGGGACUAGUUUGAAUAAGCGUGAAUUGGAAGAUCAUGAAGCUCCUGUUCCAACAAAACCAUCGAAGAAGCGUGUUAAGGUUUCUAGUGGUCCUAAACCUAAAAGGACCACUGGAAGAAAACUAAACAGCAUUCCCGCUCUCCCUAAUGAGCUGUUGAAUGUUUUUGUAUUUGGUACCGGUUCCAUGAAUGAACUCGGCAUGGGCGACUUGGACGUUGAUGUCGCUUAUCGACCUCGUCUUAACCCGAAUUUACCUAGAGAUAAAAUCGGCGUCGUUGAUUUAGCGGUUGGUGGCAUGCACUCAGCUGUGCUUUCUCAUGAUGGCCGCGUUUUCACUUGGGGUGUUAAUGACGACUUUGCCUUGGGUCGUCCUACUAAAAACCAAACUGACAAAGAGGGAAACGCAAUUGAUAACGAUUUAUUAGAAGGAACCCCCAGUCAAGUCACUGGCGCUAUUCAGCGUCUUAAAGUUACCAAAGUUUGUUGUAGUGAUAACCUUACGAGUGUUAUCACAGAAAACGGCAGUUGCUUCAGUUGGGGUACUUUUCGUUGUUCUGAUGGUAUUUUGGGAUUCAGCGAAUCUAGCAAGCGUGCCUCAGAGCCUGUGCAAAUGCCGCUUCCCGAAGUUGCACAGCUUGCUGCUGGCACUGAUCAUAUACUUGCUUUGACAACAACCGGAAAAGUUUAUACCUGGGGUAAUGGUCAGCAAUGUCAGCUCGGACGUCGCAUGAUGGAUCGUCGUCGACUGCAAGGUCUAAACCCUGAGCCUCUUGCACUUAAAAACAUAGUAGCUGUUGGUGCUGGUUCUUACCAUUCCUUUGCCAUAAAUAAUAAGGGAAAGGUUUAUGCAUGGGGCUUGAAUAUGACAAAACAAUGCGCUAUUGCUGAUGAAGAAGACGAAGAAGAAGGUAUAGUUACCAAACCUACCUUAGUAGAAGCCUUAGAGCCUUACAAAAUUAAAGCCAUCACUGGUGGUGAACAUCACAGUCUUGCAUUAUUAGAAGAUGGACGAGUAUUGGCUUGGGGUCGUCAAGAUCGUCAUCAACUUGGUAUACCCGAUGAUGCAUUACCUGAAUCUCUUACCAAAGAUGAGAAGGGAUACAAUUACAGUAUAUCUACUCCCACUAUUAUCCCUGGACUCUCGAAUGUUGUCCAAGUUUGCUGUGGUACUCACCAUAGUUUAGCAGUAACUAAUGAUGGUAAAGUAUAUUCGUGGGGUUCGUCUGAGAAUUAUGAGGUUGGACAAGGUGACACCGAUGAAGAAAUUGUAGUACCUACGCUUGUUCGCUCAAAAGCUAUUACGAAUGCUAGUAUCCGAGUUGCUGGUGCCGGUGGUCAAUUUUCUGUGAUUGCUGGUGCUCCUAAUGAACCAGAAACAAAACCUGCCGAAAACGGAGUAAAGACUGACAAUGAAGUAAAGUCUGAAAGUGAGAAUAACUCUACUCCUCCACAGCAAGAAGAAAAUGAAGAAAAGAAGCCUGUCACUUCUGAGUCUACAGAAAUGCAUAUUGACCAGCAACCUCCUACUACCGAAGAUCAAACAACUACCCAGAGUACUGAAGAAAAAAAGGAACCUGCUGAGGAAGCCGAUUCUACCUCUUCUUAAUAAUAUUUCAGCUAUAUAUUACACUAAAAAUAAUAAUUUUGGUUGUAUUGUGCAAAUAAAUGUACAUUUAACGAGCAAACUGCCGUACGAUUAA